CAGCACAGGUAGCUUCGACUAAGAUCAUGGACAGGCUUCUAAAGGCUACAGCGGUGGUGGUGUUGACGGCGCCUUUGGUCCUGUCCCUUCCCACGGCACCCGAGGCUCCAGCGGUAAGCGAAGGUUACGAGGAACUUUCAACUUACUUCGGAGACGAUUUGGCCGCAGCCAACGACAGCGAGGCGCAGGACGGCGCAAACCGUGUGCUGACAGGAUUUGGUCACAGCUUUGUAACGACUGCCUCGGCAUACCCGGGUUAUCCUCAAGGCGGAGGAUUUAACCAGUGGCAGUAUAAUGACGGUUACUACAACCCUGGAUACCAGUACCAAAAAAACUGCGCAAGGUACUGCCCAGGAUCCGCUCCUGGAUCCUACGUCUGCUGUGUCCGAAGCCACCCCAAUGAGCCGCAGUGCCCGCCGACGAGGCCGACCUGCACUGACCCCUUCUACUACAGCGGGCCCCCCCAGCGGUGCGAGAAUAGCUACGAGUGCAUGUCGAGUUCGCUCUGUUGCUACGAUACGUGCCUACAGCAUAAAACGUGCAAACCAGCACAAUAUGGAUGAGGAUUUUUUAUUCGUCAAAAUUGAAUACAUUUCUGUUUUCAUUUAUGCUAUCUCGUAUCCUAAGUGACUGAUGUACCAUUUCGUGAGUGUGUAUUUUCAAAUGGUGCCUCGAUAUUUUGUAGUAGUUAGCACAAUAUAUAUGCAUUCAUAUAUACAUAUGCAUGCUUAUAGAUUAACUACAUAACUCAGAACUCUAAGCAAUAAAAUAUCACUAAAAAUA
Molecule: messenger RNA, 783 nt
Organism: Penaeus vannamei (Pacific white shrimp)
Lineage: Eukaryota; Metazoa; Arthropoda; Malacostraca; Decapoda; Penaeidae
Source: RefSeq, a predicted model, not a curated record